UUCAAGCACUAGCAGUGAUAGCUAAAACUAAGUUGCUAUCUCUGAGUCCAUGGCUACCAUAGAUGCCUCCGGAAAGGCGGCCGACGGACCCGCGACUAUCCUCGCGAUCGGAACAGCCAACCCUUCCAAUGUGGUCGACCAGAUGCAGUAUCCUGAGUACUACUUCCGUAUCACAAAUUCUCAAUACAAGACAGACUUGAUGCAUAAGUUUCAGCGCGUUUGUGAGAAGUCGAUGAUCGGGAAGCGGCACAUGUGCCUAACGGAGGAGAUACUGAAGGAGAACCCCGAGCUGUGCGCGUACAUGGCGCCGUCGUUCGACGUGAGGCAGAAGAUUGUGUUGGCCGAGGUGCCGCGGCUGGCGGCGGAGGCGGCGGACAAGGCCAUAAAGGAGUGGGGGCAGCCGGCCUCCGACAUCACUCACCUCGUCUUCAGCUCGUCCGCGGGAGUCGACCUCCUAGGUGUCGACUGCCGCCUGCUGCAGCUGCUCGGCCUGUCACCGCGGGUGCGCCGCGUGAUGCUCUACAACAUCGGCUGCCACGCCGGCGGGACGGCGCUGCGGGUGGCCAAGGACCUGGCUGAGAACAACAAGGGUGCGCGCGUGAUGGUGGUGUGCUCCGAGCUCAACGUCAUGUUCUUCCGUGGGCCCGACGACCACCACUUCGAGAACCUUAUCGCACAAGCCCUCUUCGGCGAUGGCGCUGCGGUGGUCAUUGUCGGUGCGGACCCAAAGGAGGCAGAGAGGCCGAUCUAUGAACUGGCCUCGGCAGCUCAGGUGAUGCUGCCGGAGAGCGAGGAGAUGGUUGCGGGGCACCUGAGGGAGAUCGGGUUGACAUUCCACUUAGGGAGCAAACUGCCGGCUGUAGUUGGGGCAAACAUCCAACGGUGCUUGGAGGUGUCUUUCGCGCCAAUGGGGGUUUCAAACUGGAACGACCUGUUCUGGAUUGUGCACCCAGGCGGGAGAGCCAUUGUGGACCAAGUGGAAAUGAGUGCUGGGUUGGGGGCAGGGAAGCUAGCUGCGACUAGGCAUGUGCUGAGGGAGUAUGGCAACAUGCAGAGUGCUUCGGUGCUAUUUAUCAUGGAUGAGAUGAGGAAGCGGUCGGCAGCGGAGGGAUGCACCACCACCGGUCAGGGAUGUGAGUGGGGGGUCCUCUUCGGCUUCGGCCCCGGCCUCACUGUCGAGACGGUCGUCCUCCACGCCCUCCCCAUCUAAAUAAUUAGUAGACGUAUGUGAAACAAAAUAAUGCAUUACAAUAUCUCCCAUAAACUAUAAGUGUGUAUUUGCAAGACUCAGUUUUAUCUAAAUCGA
This is a messenger RNA of Zingiber officinale, 1306 nucleotides long. RefSeq names its product phenylpropanoylacetyl-CoA synthase-like. The record is from RefSeq and is a predicted model, not a curated record. Gene Ontology annotation, biological process: polyketide biosynthetic process. The transcript has 2 exons. Gene Ontology annotation, molecular function: acyltransferase activity, transferring groups other than amino-acyl groups. NCBI's taxonomy places the organism in Eukaryota, Viridiplantae, Streptophyta, Magnoliopsida, Zingiberales, Zingiberaceae. The coding region runs from base 50 to 1210 and encodes 386 amino acids.